Messenger RNA from Arabidopsis thaliana (thale cress), 1476 nucleotides. RefSeq names its product alpha/beta-Hydrolases superfamily protein. Lineage: Eukaryota; Viridiplantae; Streptophyta; Magnoliopsida; Brassicales; Brassicaceae. The record is from RefSeq and is marked reviewed. The transcript has 2 exons. The coding region runs from base 357 to 1178 and encodes 273 amino acids.
AAACUUUACACAUACAAACAAAACUAGUAUAUAUACUUCAUAUCGAGUCCAAAUAAUUAUUACCUUUUUAAUACUACCAAAAAGUAGAGUUUCGUUUUCACAUGGAGUAGUAUAUUCUUAUUUAUGAUGGAUAUUGUUUUAUCCUCUAAGAUGCUAUGUAGAUGGACAAUGAAUACAAAUACAGCCAUUGUUGAAAAGGCCAUAAAUGUUUGGAUGUACCAAAAUGCGAGCCUAAUAAAAUCGGUGGUUGAAUGUCAAUUAAAGAACCAUAAACCUAAUCCAUCUCUCUUCUCCUUUAUAUAUACGCACACAACUUAUCAAAGUUGUCCCAUCUAACAAAACUCUUGUACUUAAGCAUGGUGGUUAAUCAGAAGAUAUCCGGCCUUGCAUCCGCUAUGAACGCCAAAAUCAUCGGUUCAGGAGAGAGAUCGAUGGUCUUGGCACACGGUUUCGGAGGCGACCAGUCGGUUUGGGAUAAAAUAAUACCGGUCUUGUCCCAAUCCUUCAAAGUUUUGGUCUUUGACUGGCUUUUCUCUGGAGCCAUUAAAGAUCAAACUCUCUAUGACCCUUCAAAGUAUAACUCCUUAGACGUCUUCUCUGACGAUCUCAUUGCUCUUAUGGAGGAGUUGAAGUUUGGCCCUGUCGUGUUCGUAGGCCAUUCCAUGUCGGGGGUGAUCGGUUGUGCUGCUUCUAUUAAAAGGCCCGACUUGUUUACAAAUCUUCUCCUUAUUGCUGCUUCUCCAAGGUAUAUAAACAGUGAGGAUUACAAAGGAGGGUUUGAGUCAAAAGACAUUGACACGAUCAUUACCAGCAUUGGCUCCAACUACGAAGCUUGGGCGGUUGAUUUCUCCUCAUUCGUGGUCGACUCGAGAGACUCUCUCUCGGUCCAAAGGUUCGAGAAGUCCCUUAAGAAGAUGAAGCCCGAGACAGCUCUUGCCUUAGCUAAGAUAGUGUUUGGUAGCGACGAGAGAGAGAUUUUGGGACAAGUGUCAGUGCCUUGCCAUGUCAUACAACCAGGAAACGACGUCGUAGUGCCUGUCUCCGUCGCAUACUUCAUGCAGGAGAAGAUUAAGGGGAAAUCGACAGUGGAGAUCAUCGAGGACGCGAUCGGGCAUUUUCCACAGAUGACAUCACAUUUGGAGCUGCUUGGCGUCAUGAGGCGCCUCCUUGAGUUUUAAGGCUUAUAUAAGAGCUUUGCGUCGUUUGAUCGAGUUUCUUCUUGUCUAUAAUAUCGUAUUACUAAUAUAACGAAGUGGGUCUAUUAGAAUUUUUCAUAUAUGUUUGUGUAAUGUGAAUGUGUUAUUAUAUUCUUAGCACAAUGAUUUUCAUUUUUAGUGUUUUUUUUUUAAACAUAGGAUUGAAAGUAAUAUGUUAUAAGUUUCUUUAUAUCACACUGUCAAAUUUUUUAUUUCUUACGAUAAUUUUGUUGUUGUUGAAUAAAACAUUCCAAGAAAAAGACAAAUACAUAAUGAAAAA